Cladocopium goreaui is the source of this 827-nucleotide messenger RNA. NCBI's taxonomy places the organism in Eukaryota, Dinophyceae, Suessiales, Symbiodiniaceae. The record is from the annotation of a GenBank genome assembly.
AUGGGAAUUGUGCGGAGGUUUGCGCAGAGGUACUUUGUCUACAACGCCAGUUAUCGUCCUGGUGGACCUCUCUUCUUCUAUACUGGGAAUGAAGGACCUUUGGAGUCCUUCUACUACAACACGGGGCUCCCCUUUGACUGGGCCCCCAGCUUCAAUGCACUGAUCGUCUUUGGUGAGCACAGGUACUAUGGCAAGACUUUGCCUUUUGGGAAUGCGUCCUUUACCAAGGAGAAUCUGGGCUACCUGUCCAUCUCCCAGACCCUGGCAGACUAUGCCAUGCUGGUGAGACACCUCCAGGCCACCUAUCAGCUCAGUGCUGUGGUAGCUCUCGGAGGUUCCUAUGGAGGCAUGCUGUCAGCCUGGGCUCGCAUCAAGUACCCCAACGUCUUCGAUAUGGCUUUAGCCGCCUCAGCGCCCAUUCCGCAGGCUGUGAACCUCCUGGAAGACAAGUCCACCUUCUAUCGGAGUGUAACAGAUUCAGCUCGCCAGGCGCAGCCGAAAUGUCCUGAAACCGUGCAGCGCGCCUUCAGCGACAUUUUGGAGCGGGCCAAGACGCCAGCAGGGCUGCAGGAGAUCAGCGACAUCUUCCAACUCUGUAAGCCCAUGGAGGCUUCAGAGAUCGACCAUUUCCUUCAGUACGUCAGAAACGCGUGGACCGAGAUGGCAAUGUGCAACUAUCCCUAUGCCUCGUCGUUCUUGGCGCCCCUGCCAGCCUGGCCCAUCACGGCAGCCUGCAAGAAAGUCUUGGAAGCGGCACGUCCCAUCGACGGUCUUGCGGCAGCAGUGGCAAUGCCCUACAAACAGCCAAAUCAGAGCUGCUUCGACAU